GGGUUGCGGCGGGCGGAACGGUGUCUCCUUCACUUCGCCCUCCAGCCGCGGCAGCUGCAGCGGGACGCCGAGCUAGCCGAGCGGCCUCAGCUGCUAGCGGAGCGGCAGCGGUGCCUCCCCCUCCCCCCAGGAGACCACCAGAUCACCUGUCCCCGCGGCCUUGCCAUGGCGACCUACGGACAGACCUGCCCGCGGCCAAUGAGUAUUCCUCCAUCAUAUGCUGACCUUGGCAAAGCUGCCAGAGAUAUAUUCAACAAAGGAUUUGGUUUUGGGUUGGUGAAACUGGAUGUGAAAACAAAGUCAUGUAGUGGCGUGGAAUUCUCAACAUCUGGUUCAUCUAAUACAGACACUGGUAAAGUUACCGGGACCUUGGAGACCAAAUAUAAAUGGUGUGAGUAUGGUCUGACUUUCACAGAAAAGUGGAACACUGAUAAUACUCUGGGAACAGAAAUCGCUAUUGAAGACCAGAUUUGUCAAGGUUUGAAACUGACAUUUGAUACCACCUUUUCACCAAACACAGGAAAGAAAAGUGGUAAAAUCAAGUCUUCUUACAAAAGGGAAUGUAUAAACCUUGGUUGUGAUGUUGACUUUGAUUUUGCUGGACCUGCAAUCCACGGUUCAGCAGUCUUUGGUUAUGAGGGCUGGCUUGCUGGGUACCAGAUGACCUUUGACAGUGCCAAAUCAAAGCUGACAAGGAAUAACUUUGCAGUGGGCUACAGGACUGGGGACUUCCAGCUACACACUAAUGUCAAUGAUGGGACAGAAUUUGGAGGAUCAAUUUAUCAGAAAGUUUGUGAAGAUCUUGACACUUCAGUAAACCUUGCUUGGACAUCAGGAACCAACUGUACUCGCUUUGGCAUUGCAGCUAAAUAUCAGUUGGAUCCCACUGCUUCCAUUUCUGCAAAGGUCAACAACUCUAGUUUAAUUGGAGUGGGCUACACUCAGACUCUGAGGCCCGGUGUGAAGCUUACACUGUCUGCUCUGGUAGAUGGGAAGAGUAUUAAUGCUGGAGGCCACAAACUUGGGCUUGCCCUGGAGCUGGAGGCUUAAUCCAGCUGAAAGAAACCUCUGGGAAUGGAUAUCAGAAGAUUUGGCCUUAAUAUAUUUCCAGUGUGACCAGCAGGCUUUCCCCCCACCCCCACCCAAGAAGGUGAUCAAAACAAAGGAUGAUCUAAACAAGAGCUGUAUUUUAAAUAUUUAGGCAGUUACUUGUUAGCUGGUUUCUAGUUGAAUUGGUUAUCUAUCUAGUUACCAAUGCUGCAGUCGUGCAGUCACCUAUACAUUAUUUAAAUGUAUUUAACUGUUAAAUGCGCUACCCACCAAUAAUGAAAUAGACCUUUAUGAAAACUG
Molecule: messenger RNA, 1350 nt
Organism: Kogia breviceps (pygmy sperm whale)
Lineage: Eukaryota; Metazoa; Chordata; Mammalia; Artiodactyla; Physeteridae
Gene: VDAC2
Product: voltage dependent anion channel 2
Biological process (GO): monoatomic anion transmembrane transport
Cellular component (GO): mitochondrial outer membrane
Molecular function (GO): voltage-gated monoatomic anion channel activity
Source: RefSeq, a predicted model, not a curated record